AUGCCGACCGAGCUCCAAGACGCCGUUCCCGACAUCGUGAUUGGCGGGACUGAAGAGGACGUUUACGACGACCAGUAUGCCGCCCAAGACGGCGAAGACAGUGAAAACGAACAAGAAACACAAAAGGGCAAGAAAGUGAGCUUUGUCACUUCUGAUGACGAAGAUGAGCGCGAAGACGAGCUUGAGAGAAAGAGAAAAGAGUUCGAAGAAGGUGGUGGACUUCCUGAGCAGCCAGAGAACCCAGACUUCUCGACUUUAACUCCACUUUCGCCAGAAAUCAUCAAUAGACAGGCAACCAUCAACAUCGGUACCAUUGGUCAUGUUGCCCACGGAAAGAGUACUGUUGUUCGUGCGAUUUCGGGUGUCCAGACGGUCAGAUUCAAGAACGAGCUGGAGAGAAACAUUACCAUCAAGUUAGGAUACGCCAACGCCAAGGUUUACCGGUGUGACAAUGCAGAAUGUCCAGAGCCAGGAUGUUACCGUUCCUUUGAGAGUGAUAAGGAGGUCCAUCCAAAAUGUCAAAGAGAGGGAUGUUCUGGUAGAUACCAAUUGGUCAGACACGUUUCGUUUGUGGACUGUCCCGGUCACGACAUUUUGAUGAGUACCAUGUUGUCUGGAGCAGCCGUCAUGGACGCUGCUUUGCUGUUGAUUGCCGGUAAUGAGUCUUGUCCACAGCCACAAACCUCGGAGCAUCUUGCUGCCAUCGAGAUCAUGAAGCUGAAGCACGUGAUCAUUCUGCAAAACAAGGUGGAUUUGAUGAAAGAGGAGGCGGCUCUCGAGCACGAAAAGUCUAUCCUCAAAUUCAUCAAGGGUACCAUUGCUGACGGGGCUCCUAUCAUUCCAAUCUCGGCACAACUGAAAUACAACAUCGACGCCGUCAACAUGUGCAUGGUGAACUCGAUUCCUGUUCCACCAAGAGACUUUUCUGCACAGCCGCAACUGAUUGUGAUCAGAUCGUUCGACGUCAACAAGCCAGGAUCCGAGAUUCACGAGUUGAAGGGAGGUGUUGCUGGUGGAUCGAUUUUGACCGGUGUCUUCAAGAUCGGCGACGAGAUCGAGGUCAGACCGGGUAUUGUCACCAAGGACGACAACGGAAAGAUCCAGUGCAAGCCAAUUUUCUCCAGCAUUGUUUCGCUGUAUGCUGAGAACAACGACCUAAAGUUUGCCGUUCCAGGAGGACUGAUUGGUGUGGGAACCAACAUCGACCCUACUCUGUGUAGAGCCGACCGUUUGGUUGGACAGGUUGUUGGUUCUAAGGGCCACCUGCCUUCUGUUUUCACAGACAUCGAGAUCAACUACUUCCUUCUGAGAAGACUGUUGGGAGUCAAGACCGACGGCCAGAAACAGGCCCGUGUGAGAAAGCUCGAGGUUGACGACGUGUUGAUGGUGAAUAUUGGCUCUACCGCCACGGGAGCAAGAGUGGUGGCCGUCAAGGCAGACAUGGCCAGAUUGACGCUCACCUCGCCAGCAUGCACGGAAAUAAACGAGAAGAUUGCGUUGUCCAGACGUAUCGACAAGCAUUUCAGACUGAUUGGAUGGGCCACUAUCAAGAAGGGAACCACGAUAGACCCUAUUAAUUAA
Messenger RNA from Ogataea philodendri, 1581 nucleotides. RefSeq lists its product as uncharacterized. The transcript has a single exon. NCBI's taxonomy places the organism in Eukaryota, Fungi, Ascomycota, Pichiomycetes, Pichiales, Pichiaceae. Gene Ontology annotation, cellular component: eukaryotic translation initiation factor 2 complex; cytosol. Gene Ontology annotation, molecular function: tRNA binding; GTPase activity; translation initiation factor activity. The record is from RefSeq and is a predicted model, not a curated record. Bases 1 to 1581 code for a protein of 526 amino acids. Gene Ontology annotation, biological process: positive regulation of translational fidelity; formation of translation preinitiation complex.